Salvelinus fontinalis (brook trout) is the source of this 4615-nucleotide messenger RNA. RefSeq names its product proline-, glutamic acid- and leucine-rich protein 1-like. The transcript has 16 exons. Gene Ontology annotation, cellular component: nucleus. The coding region runs from base 34 to 3747 and encodes 1237 amino acids. Gene Ontology annotation, biological process: rRNA processing. The record is from RefSeq and is a predicted model, not a curated record. Lineage: Eukaryota; Metazoa; Chordata; Actinopteri; Salmoniformes; Salmonidae.
AAUGAUGACGUUUUAGCGUGGCGAAGUGGCAAGAUGGCUGCAACAGCGGCUUGGAUGCAUGGGCCCGCCAAUAUGCGGUUAGCCGAGGGUCUGGUGUCUGUUCUGAAAGAGCAGCGGCCCGAAUAUUUACCUGCACUUUUAGCAAAUUACCGGGAGCAUGGAGUGGUUUCGACUCAGAGUUCGGCAGCAGUUGGUGGUCUCGUGGGACUCAGCAAUGCCAAACUCGGAAACAGCAAAACCAGGUUUGAGGGCCUGUGUCUGCUGUCAGUGUUGGUCAAGGAUUGUUCUAGCGAUGUGUUCCAGCAACACUGUCUGUCCUGGCUAAGGUCCCUACAGCAGGUCAUACAGUCCCAGGCUCCUCUCCCGUCUAUCCAGCUAGCGGUGGGUGUUCUCCAGGACCUGCUCCAGUACUCCUCCCAGCUACCUGAGCUGGCCAGGGAGGUGGGCCUCAACUCUAUCCUGGGGAUCCUCACCUCCCUGCUAGGCCUCAAGUCUGAGUUUCACCUAGCUGCCAUGGAGGGGAUGACUGCAUGUAUGACCUUCUACCCCAGAGCCUGUGGCUCCCUGAGGGACAAGCUGGGUGCCUGUUUCCUAUCCAAAAUGGACAGUGUCAACCCUGAAGUCCAAGAGGUGGCGUGUGAGUGUUAUGGUCGUCUGCCUUGUCUGGGCGGAGUCUUGGAGAGAGGGGGAGGCGGGCGUAGAGCCGAGGGAUGGACCAAUCAGCUUCACUGCCUGCUGGCCUCGGCCAAUGGCAUGCUGGCACAGCUCUACCAGGGCACAGAGUCCGAAGGGAUGGUGCCGUAUGAGGGGCCAGGUGUAGAGCUACCCUACCCUCCUCUGGACGACACGGACCCCCUCGUCCUCCUCCAGCUCCAACACAGAUACAGAGGUGUCUGCCUGGCACUCAAACACACCCUCAGUGUGGACCCGGCCUCUGCAGUGCGUUUGCCUGUACAGCAGGUUCUCAACCUGGUCUGUCGCGCCCUGGCCGUCAGCUCCAAGAGCAUAAAUUUAACAGGUGAUGGGUCUGUGCGACUGCUGGUGUUACCUUCCAUACACAACCAUUCUGUAAAGGUUCUGCAUGCUCUCAUCACAGCUGUAGGCAGUGGGUUGGUGCAGUACUCAAGUAUGUUACAGAGACUGUUCUCUCAGACUCUGUCUGCCUGGACCCCUCUACCUGAAACCAAUCUGGGACAACAGCGAGCAUUCAGUGCAGUGCGAGUGUCCCUGUACCGAACCUUGGAACUCUGGGUCAAGGUGGGAGGAGCCUCAGCUGGUGUGCUGCAGGGAAGCCCCACCCACUCCGAGAUCCUACUGGCCCACCUGCUGGGUGACAUCACGCCGGGAGCGGACUCUGUCAGGCUCCGUGCGGGACAGUCGACAGUGGCUGAUCUGGUUUCCAGCAAGCCCUGCCCUAAAAGCCGGAAGCCUGGAUUGGGUUUGGGCAAUGGGGGUGGAGCCUCUCUCCAGAGGAAAGGAGACUCGCUGGCCAAUCAGGACACAUGCAUGUCUGCACUCAGAGCACUGAGACAGAUCAUACUGACCAGUGGAACUCUGCUGAAGGAAGACGUACACAAGCGUCUCCACGAUGUCGUCCUCCCGUUGUGUGUACGCCUGCAGCAGCAGCAUGGGGGAGACUGUGGGACCGGGGCUGGGGGUGUUAGUGGUCAAUACGGUAGUGCCCUCCCUCGUAGGGAGCUGUACCGUCUGCUCCUAGCCCUGGUCCUAGUGCCCCCACCUCGAUGGCCCCCACCCCUCACCUGUACGGUGUCCAUACUCAGUCACGGACGCAGGGAUAGGAGCCUGGAGGUCUCUUCCUUUUGCACUGAGGCCCUGACCGUAUGCAACUCCCUUCUCCACCCCCGCACCCCAUCCCUCUGCCUCCCCCUGCCCCCCCUCACCCUCAAACCCAGCCCUGCCGCCUCCCUCCUCACCCCUUCCCAGGCCUCCAACCUCACCCUCCCCACUCUCCUCGGAGGGCCCUUCCCCGGCCGACACUCACUCGGCCUAGGCCACACCCUCCUAGGUUCCCUGGACAACCACCUGUCUCUGGUUCCUCCGGGGCUCUCUGGCCAGGGCUCUACCCCAGGAGACCUGCUCCUUUCCCCCCAUCAGGGCGAGCUGGCAGGGCUGGGGCUCUCAGAGGGCCAGAGACCCGUCUUCAUCCGUUACGACAAAGAGGAAGCGGAGGAUGUGGAGAUUUCACUAGAGAGCGACUCAGACGAUAGUGUUGUCAUCUUCCCACGGGGGAUGCUGAUGUUAGAGAACCAAGAUGGUAGCAGCACCGUGGCCACUCUCCCCGUGUCUUCCUUAGUACCAGGUGGGGUCACUCUCCCAGUACCCGGUCCAGGGGACGACCCAGGCGGGGACAUCUCUCUCCCCCUCGCCAAUGACCUCCCCUCCACCUCCCUCCCUCACCCUCUACUCCCCUCCUCCUCAGCUCCUAACUCCAUCAACUCAUUCCCUCCAGCUCCACUAGCCUCUCUGGUUCCCCCCCUCAACUCCACCGGUGUGACCCAGCUCGGUGCUCCCUCUGUGGGGCUAGGAGUUGGGGCUGACUCCCUCCCUGGAGCCCAGCUCCAGCAGAUGUUGCUUCAGGGCCAGCCACCAGUCCCAGGUCAACCCACACCACUGGGUCUCCCCAUACAGAUGCUCCAGAACCAGCUAGCUCAGCCCAGCAGAGCUCUACAGCAGCAACAGGCCAGUGAGGAAGAUCAUUCUGUUAUUAAUAUCAACAGCUCUGAUGAGGAAGAGGAGGAGGAUGAAGAGAUGGAGGAUGAGGAUGAGCUGGGAGAGGAGGAGGAUGAGGAGGGGUUGGAGGAUGAAGAGGAGGAGGAAGAAGGGAGCGAUUUCCCCGAUGAAGAAGAAGAGUUUUAUGGAGAAGAGUUUGAUGACUAUGAGGAGGAAGAGGGGGAGGAGAUGGAGGAGGAAGAAGAGGAGGAGGAAGAGGAGGAAGAGGAGGGCGAGAUCAGGUCAUUGGACAGAGAAGGGAGGAGAGGAGGAAUGGGGAGGGAGGAAGGAGAGGUGCUCAGAGAAGUACCGGAGGAUGGAGGGAUGGGCGGAUUCUGUGUGGAGGGAGAGAUGGAAGGAGGUAUAGAGGAGCUGGGGACUAACAGAAGGGUGUACGGGGAAGAAGGGGUGAAGGCUCAGGAGGUAGAGAGCAUCGGAGUGCUGGAGGAAGAGAGGGAGGGAGAGGAGGAUGACGCUGAUGGAAUGAACGACCCGACAAUGCCUCAGAUUCUGUGUGUGACGGGCGGAGCUCUGGAAGAGAGGGAGGAGCUAGGGGAGGGGCAUGGGCAGGAAGUGGGGUCAUGUGAGCAGCAGGGAGCCGAUCGUCCAGAGGCAACGCCCUCUUCUGAAGGCCCCGCCCCUCAACACAAACAGGAGGCGGAGCCUGCACAGGAAGUGAGGGUGGGCGGCAGCGACCAGCCAUCCAAUCAGGGAGAAGAACCAGCAAAACAGGGUGGGGACUCUGCUAAAGAGGAAGUUAAGCCAUCAGCAGCUCCGAGCGAGACAGAGGGGGAGGAGCCUGAACGAGAGAAAGGAGGAGAAGAGGGAGAGGAGGAUGGAGAAGAGGAUGGGAGAGGGAUGAAGAGGAAGAGGGAGGGAGAGGAGGAAGGAACAGGACAGGGCACAGAGAAGAAAAAGUUGGAUGAAGAAGUCAUGGCGUCCAUGUUGGCUGAUUUUGUAGCCUGCCCUCCGGACGACGAGGAAAAAGGUCCCUCAGCAUCCAACCUCCCCUCUUAAAGAUGUCCAGCCAUGGCUUCGUCAUAAAACCAUCAGAACAACUUGAUUUCUACCCCCCUCUUAUAGUCUCACAUAAGGUUUCAAAAUUCUCAGGUUUUCCCAAAAUCUCGGUUGCAAAGACUCCGAGAAUCGGGAGGGAAUAAGCAGGAAAUCCUCCGAUCAGAAUUUCUUGAAAACCUGUGUAUUUUGAGAAAGUUACCGCUGCAUUUUGCAUCCGUCUCACACAUGUAUUCAUUACCAACCUGCAGCUUAGACAAUGUUGAAAACAUGAACAUUUCCAACGUGAAAAUUGCCAUAUAGUCUCUGUAUGACUUGUUAAUUUCAUCUAAAAUUGACUUCCACACACUUUUAGAUGUUGGAAAUGGAUUGUUCCUAAAAUAAAAAUUACGUUUCGACUUCCAGGAAAGUGAAAGAGUUUGGAAUACACUCUGGACUCCAUAUUAAAUUCAUAUUAAAUUCAUAUUAUAUAUAUAUAUAUAAAACACCAGUUAGGUUAGUUUACGUCAACCUUAAAGUCUUGGACAUCAAAUGAUUGAAAGACACAGCGGUGAAGACUGCAGCUCUUCAGUAGUGCUGUGUGGUACCCUACAGUUAGUGUGUAGUCGUGGUGGUGGUAGCACUGCUGUGUGGUACCCUACAGUUAGUGUGUAGUCGUGGUGGGGGUAGCACUGCUGUGUGGUACCCUACAGUUAGAGUGUGUAGUCGUGGUGGUGGUAGCACUGCUGUGUGGUACCCUACAGUUAGUGUGUAGUCGUGUUAGUAGUAGUGUGGUUUUGGUCACCUAUCAUGUUCAUGUUUUUGAGGUCUUAUAUACAGUAUCAAUUCUUUUUGUUAUAAAAUAAAUAAACUUCAAAGACAACUGCUGAAA